AUGGACGAUCUAAGUGAUAAGUUUCGCAAUGUUAAAGUGUCAACUGAUCAUAUCAAUAACCAAAUAAUGGAUAAGUAUGGACACAAGAUCAAAACUGAUGAACUAUCAAUCAACAAAGCGAAGACCAAUAAAGAUAAAGCCAAUAGAGCCACUGUGGAGAAUGUUUUAGAUCCCCGUACCAUGAGGUUUCUGAAUGCUCUUGUUAACAGAGGAGUCAUUGCUGGUUUAAAUGGGUGUUUAAGUACUGGUAAAGAGGCAAAUGUUUAUCAUGCUUUUGCCGGUAGUAAGAUGGCAACAGAACAGCAGAGUGAUGAGCCAAAAGAGGAUAUAGAUGCCAAUGCUAUACCAUCCAAAGGAAAUAUAGACAUUUCUGAAAACAGAGCAAAGACCGCGGAAGACUUGAUAAGGGAAGGAAGAAAAGAAUACGCAAUUAAAAUCUACAAAACAUCGAUCCUUAUUUUCAAGGACCGUGAGAGAUAUGUGGAUGGUGAGUUUAGAUUUAGGAACUCAAGAUCUCAACACAAUCCUAGAAAAAUGAUAAAGAUCUGGGCUGAAAAGGAAUUUCGUAACUUAAAAAGAAUCUACCAAAUGGGUGUUAUACCAUCUCCUGAGCCAAUAGAAGUUAAAAAUAAUGUCCUUGUUAUGGAAUUUUUGAAUAGAGGUGAUGGAUUUGCCUCACCUAAAUUGAGAGAUUACCCAUACAAAGAUAGAGAGGAAAUAUACUACUACUAUCAUAUUCUUGUCUCUUAUAUGAGACUGUUAUACCAGGUCUGCCGUUUAGUUCACGCAGAUUUAUCAGAAUAUAACACUAUUGUUCACAAAGAAAAAUUAUAUAUGAUCGAUGUUUCCCAGAGUGUAGAACCCGAACACCCAAUGAGUUUAGACUUUUUACGUAUGGAUAUUAAGAAUGUUAACUUAUACUUUGAGAAGAUGGGUAUCGAAAUCUUCCAAGAGAAAGCUAUAUUUCAGUUUGUUAUAACAGAUACUUUGGAUAAAUUUGAUGGUGAUAUGAACAGCUAUGAGGAUCUAAGGAAAUAUGUUGCCACAAACAUUCCUAUAAAAAGGACUCAGGAAGAUGAAGCUGAGGAUGAAGUUUUCAGGUCUUUACAUCUGGUUAGAAACCUUGAAGGUUUAGAAGAAAGAGACUUUGAUCGUUUUACCGAUGGUAAAUUCGAUUUACUGAAGAGUUUACUUGCUCAGGAUAAUAAGAAAAAUUAUAUUGCUGCCCAGGCAUCUAAAAUAAAUGUGGAUUCAUCAGAUGAAAACAUAAGUGACAGUGAAGACGAAGGAAGUGAUGAUGGUAGUGAUGACGACACCGAUGGUUCUGAUGAAGAAGAGCAAUACUCGGAAGCGGAAAGCUAUGAGGAAGUUCCAAAAGAAUUAAAAGGUAAAAAGUAUGAAGACAAAGAUCUCAAAAAGCAAAGAAAGCAAGAGGCCAAAGAAGCAAAGAGGGAGAAGAGGAAAACUAAGGUGAAGAAACACAUAAAGAAAAAGCUUGUCAAUAAAACCAAGUCAAAGAAAUAA
Nakaseomyces glabratus is the source of this 1524-nucleotide messenger RNA. It is a transcript of the gene RIO1, whose product is annotated as protein kinase RIO1. Gene Ontology annotation, biological process: maturation of SSU-rRNA. Gene Ontology annotation, molecular function: protein serine/threonine kinase activity; ATP binding. Gene Ontology annotation, cellular component: cytosol; preribosome, small subunit precursor. The record is from RefSeq and is a predicted model, not a curated record. NCBI's taxonomy places the organism in Eukaryota, Fungi, Ascomycota, Saccharomycetes, Saccharomycetales, Saccharomycetaceae.